Hemibagrus wyckioides is the source of this 1236-nucleotide messenger RNA. RefSeq names its product thymosin beta-11. Lineage: Eukaryota; Metazoa; Chordata; Actinopteri; Siluriformes; Bagridae. Bases 168 to 299 code for a protein of 43 amino acids. Gene Ontology annotation, molecular function: actin monomer binding. Gene Ontology annotation, biological process: regulation of cell migration; actin filament organization. Gene Ontology annotation, cellular component: cytoplasm. The transcript is spliced from 3 exons. The record is from RefSeq and is a predicted model, not a curated record.
GUUGAUCCUGUUACAAAAGGCGGGGCUUGGGAGUGACGUCACAGGAUCAUUUGCAUAGCCCUCUGCACAUAUAUAUAGGACCCUGCGCAGUGGCGCGACACAUUGCUGCAACCCAGACUUAUUCGAGAUCUCAAACGCUUACCGGUCUUUAUAGACACUCAGCAACCAUGUCUGACAAACCCAAUCUCGAUGAGGUCACCAGCUUCGACAAGAGCAAGCUGAAGAAGACCGAGACUCAGGAGAAGAACCCGCUCCCAUCUAAAGAAACCAUCGAACAGGAGAAGCAGGCGUCAUCGUGAAGACCCCAAGCUGCCAUCAUGCACUGUGCACACCCCCUUUCCCACACAUUGCCUUCUUUUUGUUCACUUCUUUUAGCUGUAUAACUCUGUAACCAAAAUGUCAAAAAAAAAACCACACAAAACAAAAGGAAAAAAAUGCUAAGACGAAAAACCUAAAGCUGCCAUCGACGUUGGGUGGACCUGAAAUCAUCCUCCACCAACAGCCAGAAGACGAAAAACCAUCCACCCACCCCCCUUUUCCAAACUAGCGGUGAAGAAGAGCGCUUCAAACCCUCUUGGCGCAUGUAAGCUCGGAUCCAUCUGGCUUCCGUGGCUUCGGCUACUGGUGUAGAAACAGAAGAAGGGGCAAAGGACGAAGGGGGCGUGGCUUCGGAAUGUGGACAUUCCCAAAAUUUUCAUUAACCAAUCGGGGUAUGGCUUUAUGUCAACGUGUGACCAGCUCACCAAUUUGUGGCGUUGCAUUUCUUUUUCUUUCCUUCUUUCUUUUUAUUAUGAAAUUGAGUUUUACAGUAAAAUGCACAAAAUUUGGUUUUUGUAUGUCAUCAAUGAUUAAAUACCUUCUUGUUAGCACUGCUUCAAGCUGCAAAUGCUUUUUUUGAUUGACACAAAAAAGAGGAAGAGGAAAUGAUGGAAGCCACCUAGAUGGGGAGACAUUCCUAAGGCACAAGAGGGUUUUUUAAAACUGAUUGUACCCUUUUUUGUACGUGUGGGUUUUUUUGGGGUUGCUUUUUUUUGUGUUGCACCCAAUCUCGAUUGUCCUGUUGUAUGGAAACUGUCAAUUCUGGGGGAAAAUGAGAAAUUCCAUGUUGCUUUCAAGUGUUGACAAUUUACUUUUCUCUUGGGUUUUUGUAAAAUUCAGCGAUCCAUGUUAAUUUGCCACAAACCCAUUCUCAAAUGGAACAAGGAACGUGUUGUAAUAAAGCCUUUGUUAUCAAAA